Molecule: messenger RNA, 1449 nt
Organism: Penicillium paradoxum
Lineage: Eukaryota; Fungi; Ascomycota; Eurotiomycetes; Eurotiales; Aspergillaceae
Product: pyridoxal phosphate-dependent aminotransferase
Exons: 4
Coding region: 1-1449 (482 amino acids)
Biological process (GO): biosynthetic process
Molecular function (GO): pyridoxal phosphate binding
Source: RefSeq, a predicted model, not a curated record
AUGUCUUUCUCCGGCCGCCGCCUCAGCCUCUUACGCCCGUCUGACAGCCGCCGCUUCUCCACCAACAAGGAACUGUCGGAAAAUGAGCUCCGGUCAGAGACUCACCGGCAAUUCCGAGCUGCUCACGAAGGUCACCGUCCCCACGCCGGUCUCGAUGCUUCCCGUGCUUCCACCGGUGUGGUCUGGUGCACGGAACGAGCCUCCGAACAUGGCUACUCCGAGGAUCCCUCCAGCUGGGCCAACUUAGGCCAGGGUGCCCCAGAGGCUGACGAUGAGAUCGAGGGAAGCUUCCCUCGUCCGACAUCAAUCCCAAUCUCCUCCGCUGCUCGGGAGUAUGGCCCGACCGCCGGUAUCAAGCCGCUGCGUGCCGCCGUGGCUCGUCUGUACAACGAUCACUACCGUCAGGGCAAGGAGAGCCAGUAUACCUGGGAGAAUGUCUGCAUUGUUCCCGGCGGCCGCGCCGGCCUGAUUCGCAUUGCCGCUAUCCUGGGCAACUCGUACCUGUCCUUCCCCAUCCCCGAUUACUCUGCGUAUUCGGAGAUGUUGACACUGUUCAAGAACAUUGCUCCCAUCCCUCUGCCUCUCUCAAAGGAUGACCACUACCACAUCCACCCCAACAAGAUCGCUGAGGAAAUCGCCCGUGGCACUCAGGUGCUGCUGACCUCCAACCCCCGUAACCCCACAGGCCACUUCGUCUCGCAAGAGGAGCUGGUGGAAAUCCAGGAUCUCUGCCGUGACCGUGCAACUCUCAUCCUAGACGAGUUCUAUGGCGGAUACAACUACACCACUGACUGCGACGGAUCGACGAUCAGCGGUGCCGCGAACGUCAUCGACGUUAACAAGGAUGAUGUGCUUCUGAUCGACGGACUCACAAAGCGCUUCCGUCUACCCGGUUGGCGUAUUGCGUGGGUCGUCGGCCCAAAGGAAUUCGUCGAUGCCCUGGGAUCUGCAGGCUCAUACCUGGACGGUGGUGCGAACGUUCCGUUCCAGGAGGCUGCGAUCCCGAUGCUGGAGCCGUCGCUGGUGCGCACGGAAAUGCAGGCGCUACAGAGCCACUUCAAGGAGAAGCGUGACUACGUCCUGAAGAGACUGUACGAAAUUGGUUUCCGUGUCCACGACAUCCCCCAGGCGACAUUCUAUAUCUGGCUCGAUCUGACCUCACUCGACCCGCCCCUGCCUCCCCAGGCUAACAUCUCUGACGGUCUGAACUUCUUUAAUGCCCUGCUCUCCGAGAAGGUCAUUGUUGUCCCUGGUAUCUUCUUCGACUUGAACCCGGCCAAGCGUCGUGAUCUCUUCGACAGCCCAUGUCACCACUUCGUGCGUCUGAGCUAUGGACCCAAGAUGGACGUGUUGAAGAUGGGUCUCGAUGGUAUUGAGCGUGUCAUUAACCGUGCCCGUGGGAUGAGUGCGCCGAACUGGGACGACGAGGUUGCCGUGUCAGAUGAUUAG